GUAUAAGAAACACAAAUGUGAAAACUGAGAUGAAUAAAAAUUUAUUGUUUUUGAGGAUCAUGGGAUGUAAUAUGGUACGUGUAAAGUGAGUGUUAAAUUGAAAAUUCAGUCUAGAUUCGGAUAUUGAGUGCUGUGGUUGUUGAUUAGAACAUUUUAUCCGUCAGUGGUUCUUCCAUUUAAUUUUGAAAAUUUGAAAUUGUCGUAAUGUUUUGUUACUCUGAAAUGAAAACAGAAGUGAUUUCUAGUGCUGAUAGCCGAUCGAGCCGAAUAACGAAGGAUCGCUAUAACAAAGUGCGUAAAUUGUUGUCGAAGAAACGAGAUCACAACGAGAUUAACGAGAGUAUGAUGUACGGGAUAAGCCAAAUGAUGAACCACCUUAUACCGAAGGGUCGACACUUUGAUGACGUAAGAUUACUCGAAUUCACAGUUGAAUAUUUGAAACAAAGAGCAGAUUUCCAACGAGGCGUGGGUUUUUGUGCAGAGGAAACAAAAGCAUUCCUGAAACAACACAUUUUCGAUAGACGCAAAAUGAACAUCCUGUUUCAAAAACUAGAGCAGCGAAUCGACCUUAUCACACAACAUCAAACCUCGGAUACUAUCGACACUUUUCAACAAGAAAGCAUCUUCGAUCACGUUACCGAAUCUUCGACCGGUGUCUUACUUGAUUUAAGUAUGAAACAAAAUCGAUUACGAGAUGCAACGAGCAAUAGUUAUAUUACCACUACACCUACCAUAAACAGCGUGUGCAAUAAAAUAAAGAAACGGGAAAUUUUGGAUAAAAUUCGACAGAAAAUAUUGAACAAACGUCGGAUGAGCGACAGUAGCCAUCAGAAGGUGGAAAUAAUUCAAAACGAAAUUAUGUGGAGACCAUGGAGAUACUAGCAAAAACUAUAUUAUCUUGCUUUUUAUGGACUU
Molecule: messenger RNA, 915 nt
Organism: Bradysia coprophila
Lineage: Eukaryota; Metazoa; Arthropoda; Insecta; Diptera; Sciaridae
Source: RefSeq, a predicted model, not a curated record